AUGACCAGGCUGGGGGUUGGCGGGGCGGUGCAGGACAGGGAUGGCGACGGGGAUAGGGACGGGGAUGGGGACACCGCGGGGCUGCGGCGCUUCACCUGGGAGGAGAUCGGGCAGCGGAACGGGCGGGGGCCGGCCCCGCAGGAGCGCUGGCUGGUGAUCGACAGGAAGGUGUACGACAUCAGCCACUUCUGCCGGAGGCACCCGGGAGGGGCCCGGCUGCUCGUCAGCCACGCCGGGCAGGACGCCACGGAUGCCUUUGUGGCAUUCCAUGUUGACAAGGUGCUGGUGAGCAAGUACUUGAAGCCACUGCAGAUUGGGGAGCUGGCACCAGACCAACCCAGUAUUGAGCCCACUAAAAAUGAAAUGCUGGUGAAAGAUUUCCGGGAAUUGCGUGAUACUGUCGAGAAAACGGGACUUAUGGAGCCAAAUCAGCUUUUCUUCUUCCUGCACCUCGCUCACAUCCUGCUGCUGGAUUCUGCUGCCUGGCUCAUUCUCUUCUACUUUGGGACAUCCUUAAUGCCUUUUGUUGUCUCCCUGCUCGUGUUGACAAUUUCCCAGGUCCAGGCUUCGUGGCUACAACAUGAUUUAGGACACCUUUCAGUAUUCAGGAAGACCAAGUGGAACCACUUGCUGCACAAGUUUGUGAUGUGCCACUUGAUUGGGGCAUCAGCCAAUUGGUGGACUCUUCUGCACUCCCAGCACCACUCCAAACCCAACUGCUUCCAUAAAGACCCUGACAUCGAUAUGCACCCUUUCCUGUUCACUUUGGGGAAGAAACUCUCAGUGGAGCUUGGGAUCAAAAAGAAGAAGUACAUGCCCUACAAUCACCAACACAAAUACUUCUUCAUCACUCUUCCUCCACUCCUGUUUCCCACCUACUUCCACUGGCAUACAUUCUACAUUGCUUACACAAAAAGGUAUUGGGUGGACUUGGCCUGGAUGGUGACCUUCUAUAUCAGAUUCUUUUAUAUUUAUGGAUCAUUAUUAGAAAUAAAGAGUGUCCUGGCAUAUUAUUUUAUAUUCAGGAUGCUGGAGAGCAGCUGGUUUGUCUGGGUUUCCCAGAUGAACCACAUCCCUAUGGAUAUUUACUAUGACAAGAACCUGGACUGGGUGUCUACGCAGCUCCAGGCAACGUGUAAUGUUGAGCAGUCACUUUUCAAUGACUGGUUCACUGGGCAUCUGAACUUCCAGAUUGAACAUCACCUGUUCCCCACAAUGCCAAGACACAACUACUGGAAGGUGGCCCCUCUGGUGAAGUCCCUGUGUGCCAAGCACGGCCUGGAGUAUCAGUGCAAGCCCCUGCUCACGGCCUUUGCAGACAUCGUGCAUUCCCUGAAAAGCUCAGGAGAGCUCUGGCUCGACGCCUACCUGCACAAAUAAGAAGCCAAGGAUUGGUGGUGCCAUUCAGAACCUGCCAUGUCUGCAUUCCCAGCAGAGCUGAGGAGCAGGGAUCACAAGGGACUCUCUUGAGUCUCAAGAGAAUGAAUAAGAACUGAAGGAUACCAUUCCAAUAGGGAUGAAGCCGCCUGAAUUUUACUUCUGGUCUUUCCUGGGGUUUUGGUUCAGAUCUGUUAAGAGUGGGGAGGGCAAGCAGAAGGUGAAUUGUUAGAACAGGGAGAAGCUCUUUGCUAAAUAUGUCUGAGCAUUUCUGAGUCUGAGCACGGGCUCAAGUCAGACUUUGGACUGGUGCAGAUGCACACACCUCACUUCAUGUCAGAGUCCUCUGACCAUGUUUCCUUAGGUUCUCCUCACGUGGAAGGUUUAAUGUUUAAUACAAUAUUUGCUUAUUUGAAGUUACUUGAAAUUGCAAUUUGAAUUUGUUCCAGCAAUGUGGUUAAAUCAUAAUAAGUUAUAACAAACUACAGAUCACAGUUGAAUAAAUAAAUGUAAAAAACAAUUAAUUGACAAAUUAAUAAAUAAAUGUAAAUGUGUUUCCA
This is a messenger RNA of Pipra filicauda (Wire-tailed manakin), 1937 nucleotides long. Its product is annotated as acyl-CoA (8-3)-desaturase-like. Gene Ontology annotation, molecular function: oxidoreductase activity, acting on paired donors, with oxidation of a pair of donors resulting in the reduction of molecular oxygen to two molecules of water. Gene Ontology annotation, biological process: lipid metabolic process. The transcript is spliced from 12 exons. Lineage: Eukaryota; Metazoa; Chordata; Aves; Passeriformes; Pipridae. Gene Ontology annotation, cellular component: membrane. The coding region runs from base 1 to 1380 and encodes 459 amino acids. The record is from RefSeq and is a predicted model, not a curated record.